This is a messenger RNA of Myodes glareolus (Bank vole), 9705 nucleotides long. The record is from RefSeq and is a predicted model, not a curated record. Lineage: Eukaryota; Metazoa; Chordata; Mammalia; Rodentia; Cricetidae.
AGCGGCGGCUGCGGGUUGCGCGAGCCGAGUGUGAGAGGAGAGGGACCCGGCGCCUGCCCCGGGGCAGAAGAGCGUGGGUUGCGGGCGCCGGGCCCUUCUACGCGUGCGCGGGUCCGCGGUCCUCACGGAGCAUGCUCAGACUCCCACGUAGCCGAGUGUGUCAUUACACUGCGCAUGCUUUAUGCCCGCACUUGGCCUCGCCCUCGCUCCUGCGCAUGCUCGGCCUCCGGCCCGCUGAGCUGCUAACCCUAGCCGGGGUGGCCUGGGUAGCCAGGAGUGCAGUCGGGGCGCGCGCCCCCACAGAACCGUUGAGACGCCGCUGCAGGCAAUGGUGCACACUCCGGGCCCGGCCGCACGCGCGCUCGAGACCGGGUAGCCGGGCGGCACCCCGCACCUGCCGCGGUUGGAGCGUGACAGCCUGUCGGUCAGCCCCUCCGCGGACACCUCCUGAGCCCCUGCCGCCCCUCCCCCUCCCCAGAAAGACCCUCCUCGCCCAGGGACUUAGUUCAGAAGACCUUCCUGCAGCCCAUUCGUUGGCCGGGUCUUCCGUCUCCCAGGCCUGGUUAUCAGGAGCACCUUGAGUGUCCCUCUGAAGAGAACGCACCUUGUAAUCAAAGAACCGUGCUCUGUGCAUCCCUGAGACCCUGGGUGCUGGAGAACCACACACUUCAGCACUUUGUAGGGAGCUUUAGACAGAUACUCCUUUGAGGUUGCCUGACACAGGGUGCCGUGUUGAGGGACACUGAGCAGCCCUCCGAAGCCUGAAAUUUUUGUGUUGUUGCAUGAGCUCCAAACUCCUCUACGUCCUUAGACAUCUGUGUUACAGCAUAGUCCGGUGAUUGUUCAUCAGCAUGACCCUGAGUCAUGAGUUCCUGGAUUUGUUUCAUGAACUUCCCACCUUGUUUAAAAGGGCCAGAAAUCCAUGUUAGCGUUUCCACCGAAAACACUCCUCAGUGUCUGGCAAUUAAUCAUUAUCCUUAACCUUACCCCUAAAUAUUGGCGUUAAAGAAGAAAUUUGACUUACUUAAAAGUGACUCUAAUUCAGCCUAUCCACUUAACAAUGUAGCAUUUUUAUUUAGUGAAAGUAUAGGGAGGAAAUAGAAAUUGUCAAUAGAUGCUAACAAGGAAUUGACAGUAUUAUGUAGUGGGGGAAAUUAGGUAUGGGAACACUAAAAGCAACAAAAGAGGGGUCUCCAGACAAGGUGAUAACUUGAGAAGCCAUUUUAGUUUUCCCUGUACUAGAGCUGAUUGAGGACUGGAUUUACAGGUAUCAGAGAUUGGCCAGAGGGCAAAGGAAAGAAAAUACCUUUCUGCCUGAGGAGACCUGUCUGGCAUCACCCCAAACUAAGGAGGCAAUGGAUGAAGACAAGCAGGUGUGAGGAUAUGGAUCACAAGUGCCAUGCAGGAUAAGUGGGGUAACUGAAAUGGAUCUGUUCAUAAGGCAGCCAGGGACUGGAGUCUGAGGAAGUCUGAGCAGAGAUACAGAUGGAGUCAUAGUUCAGUUGCUAGUGUAGCUACAAAAGCUCAGAAAAAAAACUUAGAAAAUGCCCUGUGCUGGGUUCUACAGGGCUCUGAAAAGAUAAAGGUGAGAAGUUAAAUCUUCAAGUCUAGUGAACUUUCUCUGCAUGAUAGACCCCUGUCAAGCCUUAUGCUAGGAAUUCACAGAUGAAAAUAAGGACUUUUUGAGGGGAGCAUGUGGGAUCUUCUGAGGUAUCCACAUACAAAAGCUGAUGCAUUGAAAUCACUAGGGCAUUAUUGCAGAGGAAUAUAGUAUUGCUGUUGGCAAAUUGCAAAAGCUUUAUAGUUCCUUGGUGGCCAAGUAAAGGAGAAGUAGAAGUUACUUUUAGGUUUCAGAAACUGGAAAUGCAGGUUUAUGGGUUACAUGGUAAGGAGUGCCACCCAGGUAUGGUACAGAGAGAACUGACAUCAGUCAGAGAAGCCUGUGUGCUAGUCUGUAGUUUGCGUUUUUCUAGAAAAUAAUAAUUUACAAAACAAACUGUAGUCUAAAACAGGGCAGUAAAGUGGCCAACUUUACUUAGAGAAAGCAAUCAAAGAGCUUCAUUUUUACUCCUUAAUUUGAGUAGAGAGUAGAAAAUAAUCACAUAUUUAUUCUGUAGGAUCCCAAAUUGAGCAUCAUGAGGAGUGUCAGAAGUAAUGUAUUAGAUCUUAAAGAGCUUGCAAUCCUAGUGGGACACACAGCCAGCUAGCAUACGACAGUGAAUAAACACAAUGUAGUGGUGUGCCUGUUCAGUGUGGCAAAGGUUUGUAACCCACAUUGGCUGGACUCAUCCUCCUCCUGUGUCAGCCUCCCAAGUGCUGGGUGUAGAAAAGUGCCACACUGUAUUUGGUUUACUUGUUCUAAGCUUAAAUAAGUUAAUGGCUGUGUUUAUUGACCUGCUUUAAUUUAGUAUACAGACCCAGUGACCUAAACAACACAGUUACAGAAACUGGAAAUUGGAGAUAAGGUGUUGUUGGCAGGCCAGGUGUCUCCCGGGGUCUCUGCCCUUGGCUUGUAGACAGCGUCUUCUUUAUAUAUCUUCAUAGAAUCUUCCCUCCAUGUUUGUCUCUGUUCUAAUUCUUUGUUUAACGAUAUCGGUUUUAUUGGACUAAGGCACAGUUUAAUUUAAUUAGUUGUGUAAAGACUUCAGCUCCAAAUAUGAUUGUCUUUUGAGAUGCAGAGGUUAGGACUUCUACAUAUGAACUAGGGAUGUUGGCUGGGAAUGUUCAGCCCUAAGGGAUUCCCAAAUGAUUAGAACUUCAGCUGAGUUGGAAAAGGAGUUUAUCACAGUCUAGGAUGGUUCAGGUUGAGUGGUGGAGGUGGGCAGGUGGGCAGAUUUGUGUCUCUAGGACAGAAACAGGAAAAAGUCACAGUAGGUAACUAAAGAAUUUUAAAAGUAAUCUGAAUACAAAUGUCUAUAGAGACUUGAAGGCCUUUUAUUAAAGAUUCUGUGUUUUAGCCUCCUUUGUUUUAACUAGGAUAGAGGGGACUAUGACAUUAUUCAUUCUUUUCAUCUUAACAAAACACUACAUCAAGACGACUCCUGAGCUCCCUCUGCACUCCUGAGGACUACACCAGCCAUCAAACUUCUCUCUCCAUCAAGAUAUUUAACACAUUAAAAUCAGCUUUGGGGGUUUCCUUAUUACUAGACAGUGGGGCUUCAUUUAUCUUGAGUACCCAUGUGUUCAGAUACAUUUAACCAUGCCUUGCACAUGGAGACAGCCUGUGAGCAAGCUGCUUCUGUGGAAGAGAUUGUGUGCUGGUACAGUAAUGAAAGCCUUGCUUGAGGAAUCUCACAUAUGAAGGAUAAGCAUGAAAGGCAGGGCAGGGUGCAGGCAACAUGCAGAAAUAUGCCAGAACAGAAACUGACUGGUUGAAAAGAAAUUUAUUGUAAUAAAUACUUGAUUAUUCUUGAGGUUAGAGGAAAAUCUUUGAAAAACAAACAAACAAACCUUGAACCUCAAAGACCAAAACCAAACCACUUGCAGGAAUGUAUGAGUCAGGCACUAGCAUGUUGAAUUUUCAGCCCACACUAAGAUCAAUCCAUCGGUUCCACUCAGCUGUUGCCCUUGUCUUGUCAUGAACCGUAGUCUAGGGAGAAAGUUUCUAGUUGGCUUGGUAUUCAGUAGUAUCUACAACCGUCGUCUUGCACUUGCUAGGCACAAGUGUUCUCUCAAAGCAACACAGAAGGUCUCUGCAGAAGAAAUAGCUGCUGGGUGGCCAGGACAGACCAGCAGAGGCUGCUUGUCUGCUGUAUAGCUAAGAAUCUAAACCGUGCUACAGUGGAGCCAUCCUCUGGCUGAGGCUGACAGUCUGCUCUUUAACCAAAUUUGAACGAGAGAGAGACUGAAAUGUGUUGAAGUGGAGUACAGUAACUUGAUACCAUGAAGGAUCCCCUCAGCCAUUCCGGCUUUGAAACCUGAGGCACUUCAGAUAAUUUCUAGAUGUCUGCAAUGUUACCAGUCACAGGAAUGUGAGGUGCAGGAGAACAGGAAACCAGCCUGCAAGCUCACCUCCCACCACCAGCACCUCUGUGAUGCACAGUGUGCAGCGGGCUCACAAACACUCGGGAGAGGAAGAGAGAAGGAAGAUGUGUACUUGCCAGAUCAAUUGCAGGAUGGAGGGACUGCUACAUUACAUCAACCCAGCGCAUGCCAUCUCUCUGCUCAGCGCCCUCAAUGAGGAGCGCCUUAAGGGACAGCUAUGUGAUGUACUCCUGAUUGUUGGGGACCAGAAGUUCCGAGCUCAUAAGAACGUCUUGGCUGCCAGCAGUGAGUACUUCCAGAGUUUAUUCACGAAUAAGGAGAACGAGGCACAGACUGUCUUUCAGCUGGACUUCUGUGAGCCUGAUGCUUUUGACAACGUUCUGAACUACAUUUACUCUUCCUCCCUUUUUGUGGAGAAGGGCAGCCUUGCUGCUGUGCAGGAACUGGGGUAUAGCCUUGGUAUCUCCUUCCUGACCAACAUCGUUGCCAAAGCCCCUCAGGCUCCUUUCCCAGCCUGUCCCAACAGGAAAAGAGUUCCAGUGGAAGAUGAUGAGAGCAGCUCUCAAAAGCGAAGUGUCAUCGUGUGUCAGGGCAGAAGCGAAGUGCCAGGGAAGGCCAGUGGUCCAGCUGUGCAGGACCUCAGCCAUGCUGCCCGGGCCUCCCCGAGUGGUGCAGUCAAGACCAACACCAAUAAGCCACAUGUGGCCAAGCCGCCAGAGCAGCUUCACAGCCUGUCCUUAACUGAAAAGAGUUGGCCGAAGGAUAGUGCUGCAGUAUAUGCAAAGUCUGUGGAACAACCUGGGGCUUUGGAUGAUCCUAACAGGGGUAGUUUGGUUAAGAGAAAUGCAGUCCUACCCUCAAAGCCUUCACAAGAUAGGGAGGCCAUGGACGAUAAACCAGGAGUGAGCAGCCAGCUUCCCAAGGGGAAAGCUAUAGAGCUGGCUCUGAAGAGACCACGGCCACCUGUUCUGUCUCUUCGUAGCUCAUCAGAGACUCCAUAUCUCUUAAAAGAGACUAGCAAAGGAGGCAGUCAGGGGGAGGAUAGGAACUUGCUCUACUACUCUAAGCUAGGCCUGGUGGUUCCAUCCAGUGGGCCUGCCUCUGCAAACCAGAACAUUGACAGAAGUGGCCCGCUAGUGAAAAGCCUCCUCAGGCGGUCACUGUCUAUGGACAGUCAGGUUCCUGUCUACUCCCCCUCCAUAGAUUUGAAGUCAUCCCAGGGAUCAUCCACAACAGCAAAUGAGGCGUCAGGCAGUGUGUUUUGUACAGUGUCUCAAAAGUCCUCUUUAAAAGAUGGCAGUGACAAAAAAACCCUGGAUGACAGGCCUCAAGUGCUCCAGCCUCAUCGCCUCAGGUCCUUCAGUGCGUCUCAGUCAACAGACAGGGAGGGGACCUCCCCUGUGACUGAGGUGCGCAUUAAGACUGAGCCUAGCAGCCCUCUGUCGGACCCCUCAGACAUCAUCCGGGUCACCGUGGGAGAUGCAGCAACAACUACGAGAGACCUGCCCCUCAAAACGGAGGAAGACCAGAGGGACAUUAGCAGACUCCCAGCAAAAAGAAGGUUCCAGACAGACAGAAGGUCACCCUUGAAGAAAGCAAGGGCAAAUGAGCAUGGGCCUUCUGUCUCAGAAGAGAACUGUGAGGAGGGCAGGAGCCCUCCUUCCCUUGACAGCAACUUCCCAGAUUCUGAAUUAAACAGAGAGGAGUUUGGUGAGUUGGAGGGGACGAGACCAAACAAAAAAUUUAAAUGCAAACAUUGCCUUAAGAUUUUUAGAUCAACCGCGGGUCUUCACCGCCAUGUUAACAUGUACCAUAACCCAGAGAAGCCUUACGCUUGUGACAUCUGUCACAAGAGGUUUCAUACCAACUUCAAAGUGUGGACACACUGUCAGACCCAACACGGCAUAGUGAAGAACCCAUCGCCAGCCUCUAGUUCCCAUGCAGUUUUGGAUGAGAAAUUCCAAAGAAAACUGAUUGACAUAGUGAGAGAGAGGGAGAUUAAGAAGGCCCUGAUCAUUAAGCUGAGGCGCAGCAAGCCUGGCUUCCAGGGACAGAGUAGCUCCCCAGCACAGCAAGUCAUCAAGAGGAACUUGCGCUCCCGAGCCAAAGGGGCCUACAUUUGUGCCUACUGUGGCAAGGCAUACCGCUUUCUCUCUCAGUAUAAGCAGCACAUAAAGAUGCACCCGGGAGAGAGGCCCCUCGGAGUGAGCAGAGCUGCUAAGCCGAAAGAGCAGGCUCUGGCACGCGCGGUAGAGAGCAAGGAGGUUUACUCGUGCCGCCUCUGUAAUGCUAAGCUCUCUUCUCUUCUAGAGCAAGGCAACCACGAGCGCUUGUGCCGGAAUGCCACCGUUUGCCCUUACUGCAGCCUCAGGUUCUUCUCCCCAGCGCUGAAGCAGGAGCAUGAAGACAGGUGUGAGUACAAAAAGCUGACCUGCCUGGAGUGCAUGCGCACCUUCAAGUCUUCCUUCAGCAUCUGGCGGCACCAGGUGGAAGUGCACAACCAGAACAACAUGGCUUUAGCAGAGAACAUUUCCCUGCCUACCCUGGACCACAAUGGUGAAGUGGCAGCUGCUUCCAGGCCUCAGUCUGAGCCUAGCAAGGUAAACCAUGUGACUGCUCCAAAAGAGGACACAGUGUUUAGUGACUCUUCAGAGCAAGUGAACUUCGAUUCCGAGGAUUCCUCCUGCCUCCCUGAAGACUUGAGUCUUUCAAAGCAACUGAAAGUCCAAGUCAAAGAGGAGCCUGUGGAGGAGGCUGAGGAGGAGACUCCUGAGGCCAGUGCAGCUCCCAGGGAGGCUGGUCCCAGCAAGGAGGCUGGUCUGUGGCCCUGCGAGAAAUGUGGGAAGAUGUUCACGGCACACAAGCAGCUGGAACGACACCAGGAGCUGCUGUGUUCCGUGAAGCCCUUCAUCUGCCAUGUGUGCCACAAAGCCUUCCGUACCAACUUCCGGCUCUGGAGUCACUUCCAGUCCCACAUGUCUCAGGCCACAGAGGAGCCUGCACAGAAAGAGGCUGAGGUGUGCCCUGUGCCCACAAAUUCCCCCUCACCACCACCUCUGCCACCUCCACCACCCUUGCCUAAGAUCCAGCCCCUGGAGCCCGACAGCCCCACAGGCCUUCCUGAGACUCCAACCCCUGCCACAGAGAAACUGUUUGCACCCCAGGAGUCAGACACCCUCUUCUACCACGCCCCUCCCCUUUCAGCAAUCACAUUUAAAAGACAAUUCAUGUGCAAGCUCUGCCAUAGGACAUUCAAGACCGCUUUCAGUCUUUGGAGUCAUGAACAGACACACAAUUAAAUAACCUACCCCUCUCACCUGUCACAGAACAGCAGCCCCUGGCUUGUGAACUGUGUCCUAAGACAACAUUUUUUUAAAAAAAAUAAUAAAGGUUGGAAACUGUUAUGUUUGAAUUUAGAUUUGGGAUAAAUUAAUGUUGGCUAGGAAUGUUCUAACAACUUCAGAAACAAACUCUGAAAUAUUGUGCUUCGGGACCUCAGCCAGCAGGGCUUUGAUUCUGUUACUGUUGUGGUUGAGUUCAUGUUGCUGAACUGCAUGGUUCCUCAUUCCAAGGCGUCGCUAUAAUCACUUGACUGAGGUUUUUGGGUUUUGUUUUCUGGGUAGCGGGAUACUUAGGGUAUUGUUGGGUUUUUGGUUUUGGGUUUUUUUAAUUUAUUAUUUUGGACACCUAAGUCUGAAGUAACCCUUAGCCAUGUUUGUAAGGCCAAAAGCAUACAAGGAAGAAAGGGAGUUGUUUGCAGUAUUGAGUCAGAUUUUAGAAUACCUUAGCAAUAAGAAAAAACAAACCCCAACUUUAAUAAAUUAUCCUGACACUUGAUAAGACAAAAAUUUGGUAUUUUGUGGUCCUAUGAAACUUUUUUUAUGAAAAUUGUGAGAAUUUAAAUCAGCAAUAGUCACACUUAGUUUUUUUUUUUUUAAUAAAAUAAGCUGUCAGUCACUUUGUAUAAUCAGUGAUGGUCACAUGCUAAGGAAGGCAAAGAAAUGGAAGCCUGUGUGUGGAGUGUUGCCGCAGUCAGCAGCAACAGGUUAGUGUGAAAACCACUGAACUCUGGUAUGCCAUCUGCACCACAGCGGUUCACAGCUGGCGCUCUGGAACUGACAGUGUUUGGUCUCUGCCAGCUCAAAACUCGGGUGUCUCUGGGAGAAGCAGUGGUAGCAUGAGGUUAGCACAGCCAGCCUCACCACAUCCUAGACUACCAUUCCUUCCAGGGCCUUCAGAGAUUAGAGGAAGUGCUGCGUUGUAGCUUCCAUGUGCUCUCCAAGAACUGUAUGCACAACAUCACAUUUCUGCCUGUCUGAUGUGAGGACUUCUGUGAGAGUAUGGACGUGGAUAGCAGUGAGAAGUCCCUCUCUGACGUGUGCACAUGUGUAUUGAAACACUAGCAAAGGUCCAAAAUUAGUUUUUGCAACUUGGUUUGGUACUUAGGGUUUAGCCUCUUUUUUUCUGUUCCAUGUAGGUUGUAAUUAAAACCUUCUCCAUAGGCAAUAUCCAAAGUUCAGUGGAGUAUUCCAAAAGGCAAACUUUUGAUUUCACUCUCUCGAGGGAGGAACACACCUGGAAAGAAAAUUAGGGGAGGACAAAUUCCCUAUUCACUUUUGCUGUAUGCUGUUUCUUCACAUUUUCAGGGUGUGCUCUAGCAGAGACACCACCCAUCUUCUCACCAGCAUCCUACACCCAUGAUAGCAAACAGUUUUAUAAAAUAGUCAUUGACUUUAUAUAUUCUAGAAGCUAUAUGUGGAAUUUUGACCUUUAUCCUUUCACUUGAAAAGGCUAUUGAAAAUCCAUAAAUAUGUCUGCAUUUCCUCUUUUGUUCCUUAUAUUUUCAGAAAAGGGAAAUAAAAUUAGGUUGCAGUUACUGAUUCUUGCCAUCUGCUUUUUUGAACUAUGCAUUUUAAAGAUGAACUAAAAGUGUCCACCUUUAAUGAAUGAAGCUAGUGCCAGGCUAGGUAGCUGUCCAUUGAACUCAUUCCGUGUGGUGUCUGGUCUCUCCCUCUAAGCACCUUGGAGUGUAACUUUUUUUAAGACCAUCUCCCUGCAUGGUCAUCUCCUGUGUAGCUACAGAGCGAUAAUCUCCAAACCUGGCAUUGCUAGUACAGUGCCCCAGGACUUGAACCUAUGCUACAUUUUUGAAAAUUUAUAAACUAACAUUGUUGUAAAAAAAAAAAAAAGAAAAAGUAUUUUUGAUCUAAAUGUAGGGUCUGCAUAUCUGUUAGGUUUUACAAAUUACCAGUGUUUGUCACCUUUUUUGUUUAGAAUAAAACAUAAGAUUUCAAAUAAAAUUUUGAACCAAAAACAUUUAUAAUGCAGUUGUGGUUUUUCUAUUGCUUUUUAUACUGUAUCUUAAAGGACGUCAGACUGAAAGAGUUUAUUUUGGUGUCAAAAACUAUCCUUCCACUCAUGUAACUAUUUUAAAUGCUAAGAAACAAAAUAAUGAAAGACAUUAAUCACUGUAUUCAGUAAACAGUUUUUUAGAGGAUGUUUAUCUCAGCCAGCAGGCUGAUAUUUGGUGUUCAAUAAAUAGGUCUUUCACCAUUGUAAAUCUUUAGAUAGUAAAGAUAUUCUUGUAAAUGUUUUUCUGAUUGUAAUUAAUUUUUGCAAGUAUGGAAAGCACAUUGUUUCUUGUAAUUAUUUAAGAUGCCUGCUUUUUAUGCAGUUGUGGAAAGAAUGUAAACUGUUUUAAUAUAUUCUUUGUUAACCUGA